GUUGAGUACACCUUGAUUCCGUGAUGAGACAGAUGCUCCAGAAGAUUGUUGUUUGUGCAUUUGAGCCCGAUGAAAGGAUUGGAUCUUACAAAUUCCCCAGCGAAUGUACCUAGUGAGUUUGCAUGUGAAACGCCUGAGCUCUUCAUUGGCACAGCAAGGAUUUCCCUGUUGGCUGUCUGCUCACCCACCACAACGUAACUUGCCAACUCGUGCAACCCACAUUCGCACCACGACCAAAUGUUCGGCUUUCGAGAGAGCGAGCACCAUGGUAUGGUCCUCGCUUAAAGUGAGCAGUUCGCAUCAACUGACGGGCGUGCAGGCAUGCAACCCGAAAUCUCUCAAGCGCAAGGCAUCCGCCACAGCGCUCGAACUCUCUGCGAAGCGUGCUGGCCCCGGGCACGCAAUGAGCAGCGCCUCGAACAGCUCAGCAGCUGAAGUCGACCCGGAGCAUGAGGAUGCAGAUGUUGCAACGUCCAGUGCCGACGCAGCGGGAGAUCGGAACGGAGCUCAGCGGAUGUUCAGCAUUGUUGAGCUGCUGGAAAAUAUCUUGCUCGAAUUAUCCUUCAAAGAGUUGCUCGUCACCAUGCCACAGGUGUGCAGGCACUUCAAGGAUGUCAUCGACAACUCAGCCUCGAUCCAGCAAGCGCUCUUCUUCCAGCCCCUGCCCGGACCAGAGGUGCACUUCUUCAGAGGAUCAGGCCCAGAGACAGAUUACGAUGGCUUCUUCGCGGUGGAGGAGCACGCACCGAAGCGAGUGCAUGUCAUGAGCAAUCCGCUCUUCGGCAGCGCCGAGCAGUGGCUACUACGCAACAUUCAGUACGGCCGUGCUCGUCACUUCGUCGCCGGACAGUCGCAGAUCCAGGCAUUCGAGCGACCUGAAGCUAGCUGGAGGAGGAUGCUUGGCUCUCAGCCACCAGUGAAAGCCCUCUUGUUUGGAUCUGCCGCUGGUAAAGAUCAUGAGUUCGUCGUGAAGAAGGACGACUGGCUGCGUGUGGAGGACUACAUCCUCCCGAAGGAGCAGUUCUCGAAGUUGAGCUGCAGGUUUUGGUCAGAAGAGAGCCGUUUCUGUAAGUGGGAGAUUCAUCUGCCGAGCCAGGUGAAGAGAGUCGAAUAUGGGUUUGUCAAGUGCGUGGCAUGCGGAGGAGUUGGGCAUAUGAUUGGGAGCUGCAAGAUCCAUAUUGGCUCGAAUCCUCCAGUAGUUAUCAGGCCGAUGAACUGUGGUGGAACCCUUUCCCAUCUUGUGCUGUAG
This is a messenger RNA of Cercospora beticola, 1249 nucleotides long. RefSeq lists its product as uncharacterized. Gene Ontology annotation, molecular function: protein binding. NCBI's taxonomy places the organism in Eukaryota, Fungi, Ascomycota, Dothideomycetes, Mycosphaerellales, Mycosphaerellaceae. The record is from RefSeq and is a predicted model, not a curated record.